Paramecium pentaurelia is the source of this 749-nucleotide messenger RNA. The record is from the annotation of a GenBank genome assembly. Lineage: Eukaryota; Ciliophora; Oligohymenophorea; Peniculida; Parameciidae.
AAUGGUAUUGCAACAUAUUUUAGAUAUUCCACCUUUAACUAGAGUUAUCGUAAUCAGUAGUGUGAUAUUGAGUUAUGCUACAUAUGUUUAGUAUUUGAAACCUUCAAACCUAUAUUUAAAUUAUAAAUUAGCCUUUUCGGAUUAAUUUUAAGUACUUUUUAUUAUAUUUUGAAUAGCCGUGGAGAGCAUUAACAAGUAUUUUAUAUUUUGGAGAUUUGGAUUUAAUAACAGUAUUACGACUAUUCUUUUUGUAAAUAUUGAAUAUUGAUAAAUAGUUAAUCAAUAUCAUCUUCAUUAGAAUUACAUACUUUUAGAGGAUUUGCAAAUUAUCUAUAUUAUUUGAUGUUGAAUUUCAUCACAAUUACAUUAAUUGGAUUAUGGUUGAAUGAGCAUUCAUUGACAGAAUACUUUGUGGAAGCAUUAAUGUAUGUUUGGGGUAGAUAAAAUUAAGAAAGACCUUUAUUAUGUAAAAUUAUUAUGUCUAUUUAGUUAUGUUUGUAAUUCCAAUCAAAGCAUAAUAUAUGGUUUGGUUUUUUAUAUUUCUAAAUAUAAUAUCUGGAAGAUCAAUUCAAUCUAAUUUAAUAGGAGCAUUGAUUGGACAUACUUAUUAUUACCUUGCUUAUGUUGUUCCAAAAUUACCUAGAUUUUAAGGAUUAUAAUUAUUAACUACUCCAAAAUUCUUGUAAUGUGAUAUUUAUUAUAUUAGAAUGAACAUUUGUAGAAACUUUGAGAGACAAAAUGAACUAUGA